Messenger RNA from Daldinia caldariorum, 2881 nucleotides. RefSeq lists its product as uncharacterized. The record is from RefSeq and is a predicted model, not a curated record. The transcript is spliced from 5 exons. NCBI's taxonomy places the organism in Eukaryota, Fungi, Ascomycota, Sordariomycetes, Xylariales, Hypoxylaceae. Gene Ontology annotation, cellular component: nucleus. Gene Ontology annotation, molecular function: RNA binding; metal ion binding. The coding region runs from base 246 to 2585 and encodes 779 amino acids. Gene Ontology annotation, biological process: mRNA processing.
GCCUUGUACAUUUUUAUGUCUUAAAGAGCUUAAACUGCUUGCUUAAACUGCAUGAUUGACGGCGCAUUUAUCACCCACCAUUUGAUAUCACCCUCGAAAUCUUUGCUUGACAUUAAUUAAUAUUGACAAAUUACAAACGACCUGUCAACUUCACUACUUCCCGUUCCUUUUUUUUUUUUCUUUUCUUUUCCCCCUAAGGGAAAAACACUCCAAUGUCAAGAUAGAUUUCCAACUUCCAAUUGACAAUGUUGUUCCCCGAGAGCGACGCGUCUCUUCUAAGAGCAUGGAUCAUAAGGCGCCUGGCUAAUACAUCCGACGCCGAUGCAGAUGUGCUUGCCGAUUACGUUCUCGCCCUCUUGCGACACGAUGGCGACGCCGAGUCCAUCCGGAAGAUGUUUGAGGAAGAAAUUCCCGAUUUUCUCAGAGAAGACGCGGUCGCCUUUACCGACGAUGUUUUCCAAGCCGUCAAGUAUCGUUCUUAUUUACCAGGAGCUCCUCCUGCGCCUCCAAGCAACCGUCAAGUUCUUGCAGCUCCUCCCGUUUCGGCGACCGCCCCCUUACUACAUUCAUACCAACCCUCUAUAUCUUAUAAUGCAGCCCCUACCGCUCCAGCCUUCUCUCAGAACGGUUCACGAAAGCGCGCGUAUAAUGAUCGAGACGAUAACGACGUAGACAUUAUUUUAACGAGCCAGGGAACCCAACCUUACAAGCAACCUCGUAGAGGAGGUAGCCUUUUACAGCGUGGUGGGAGAUUCGACGAGCCUUAUAAGCCUAGAGACCAAAAUGCGUUUGCUAGUCCUUACCCGCCGCCCUCUAGAUCCAAUGGCCGCUCUGGACUACCACUGCCACCAUCUUUCCACCCUUCUACCCAUGAUCAAGGUAUUCCGCCGCCCAUAAACCUAGACAGCUUCAUGGAAAAUAUCCAAAGAAUGAAUCAGCUUGACAUUCCUAUUCCACAGCUGCCUGACCUUCCUAAACCAGUUUAUUCGGGAUCUAUUCCUCCACCGCGUCGGAGAAGGCAGAAGUGCAGAGACUAUGAGACUCGGGGCUAUUGCUCGAGAGGUAAUAACUGUAAAUUCGAGCAUGGUUCUGAUUCUUUAAUGUUACCGCCGCUUCCAUCUUCAACAAGCGAUGAAUAUGAUCCAAACAAUCCUGUUUUCCCAAUGUCGCUCCUAGGAAAUCAACACCAGUCACAAACCUUCCAACCCCUAAACUUACCCUCCUUCCCCACGGCGCCCUCUACGAACCAUCGCGAGCAUAAUAAGCCAAGACGGUCGAAGGGUCGGCCGCCUAAUACGGCAAGCGGUCCUGUACACGACAAGACAAAAACCGCUAUCGUGAUCCAGAACAUUCCCAGUGGAUAUUUUACCGAGGAGAAAAUCCGUGAAUAUUUUUCUCAGUUUGGUGACAUCACAGAUAUUUCAUUGCAAGGUCCCGAUCGCCUGGCGGUGGUUAAAUUCGAUACUUGGGAAGCCGCUCAUGCCGCAUGGAGCUCACCAAAGGUGAUAUUUGAUAACCGGUUUGUGAAGGUAUUUUGGUAUAAGAAUGAUUCUGAGCCCGGGACGGCUUCAGUAAAUGGGAAGGCCGGAAAUGGGGUAAAGAACGAAGCUACUGACGGAGAUUCGCUUACCAAAGAGGGUACCCCUGCCGAACCAUUUGAUAUGGAUGAGUUCAUGCGUAAGCAGGAAGAGGCGCAGAAGGCUCACGAAGAAAAGUUGAAGAAGAGACAAGAACUGGAGCGCCAACGCCAAGAACUAGAGGAACGCCAGAAAGAGCUUCGAGCACGGCAACUCGAGGAGAAGCGCAAACUUCAGGCUAAGCUCGCCGGAAAAAAUACAUCUUCAGAAACUACAGAUGACACCAUGAAAAAGCCUAUCUCACAGACAGAAGCUCUCCGAGCCCAAUUGGCAGCUUUAGAAGAGGAAGCCAACGUCCUAGGAAUCGAUCCAGACGCUGCUCAGGAGGAAGUGCCAUGGUAUUCUGGAGGUGGUGGCAGAGGUGGCCGAGGCUACCGUGGCCGUGGGCGCUAUGUCACCAGAGCUACCAGGGGCGGGUAUGGCUACCAAGGUAGAGGAGGCGUAGAAGCCAGACACGCAGCUUAUGCAGCGUAUUCCUUAGACAACAGGCCCAAGAUAAUCGCGCUGUCUGGGGUUGACUUCACACAUUCAGAGAAGGACGAGGCAUUGCGGCAAUACCUUUUUGGCAUUGGCGAAUUUAAGGAAAUCCAUACAGAUCCAGCUACAACACACAUCACAUUCAAGGAUCGUAAAACGGCAGAGCAGUUCAUGAUGGGCGUCUCUGCGAAUAACACCAUCCCUGGACUUGAGGAUAAGGUCGAGAUUACGUGGGCUACAUCUGCACCACAGUCUGAAACGAAAACUGCCACCGACGGAGAUGGAGACGGCGACGGCGACGCGCCUAUGGCUAGCGGCAUAGACGACGAGCAAGGGAUAAGAGACAAGACUAGUAGUAAUGGGGGUAGCAGUGCAACCGUCGGGCUGGAGGAGGGAGAAGUCAGUAAUAGACAUGGCCGUGAUCAACAUGACAUGGACUAUGAGGCUGGAGAUGAUUGGGAUAUUUCCUAAAUAGAAGGAUGCUAGUCGUGUUCUCGACAGUGCAUUCAUUUAUUGUAUAGCUACCUAGUACCUAAGGUAUCUAACCUGGUUUUAGAGACAUGCUCUGCACCUACGGCAGUUAGUAUGUCCUGUUGAUAUAAUCUGUGCCUCUAUGGCACAACGACUAAUGGCCAAGUCAAUAUGAUGAAUCAACGGCCGCAAGCUAAAAUACUAUAUCUCUCUAUCAUACAUCAUCACAUGCCGAGGAUUAACGAUAUUCUUAAGGUUUAUAGGGGCUUAGUCUAUUCUUGAAAGUUGAAGGGUUG